ACCGCACCCUUCGGUUUGGCUCCUCUCUUGCUUUAUGUACCUGGGUGUUAGGAGGAACAGGGAAAGGCAGUUUAACUGGGGAAGAAAGUUCACAGCUGGGGAAGGAGUCCACAGGUCUCCUCUCUGCCCCUAGGCAGAGAGCAGCAAGCAGCGCCGAAGCCGACUGGUGAUCUGGCUAGUCAUUCUGGCUGUGGGGAGCGGCAGACUGGAGAAGCGCUAUAAAAGAGACCGAGAAAGUGAACCCGUGACGGCUAUGUGAAGGAGCCCUUCCCCUAAAGCCAAUCGCUUAUUCAGCCACCUAGGGAUUACAAGGAAGAGCACCUGGAGGUGACACAAAGGAAAGAUGAGGAGGACAGCAAUGGAAAGACUUUGGCCAUUGGUUUUCAGCGCCAUUCUGGUGACUGCUCAUGCCCUCACUGUGGAAGCACCUGACAAGGAAAUACAGGUGGCACGAGGGAACAACGUUACUCUCCACUGUCAUUUUAAAACUGAGGCUUCUGUUGUCUCAGGAGAUGUUGUUGUCUGGAGGAAAAUCAAUAGCGAGGAUGAUGCUGUCACUAGGUAUUUUGAUGGACUUGUACAGUAUGGCAAGGGCUAUGAAAACCGUAUACAGUUUAGCGGUGAUGUAAGCAAAGGGGACAUCAGCAUCACCAUCAAUGCAGUGACCAUGGAAGACAACGGGACAUAUGUAUGCAGCGUUCGUCUGAGGAAUGACCCCCCCAGGCAUACCGCAACCUUGUCGCUUUUUGUCCUUGUUGCACCAUCCAAGCCAGAAUGCAAGAUUUUGGGGACAGCAGAAUACGGUCAUACAAUCAAUCUGACCUGUGUUUCUCACGAGGGCUCCCCAAAGCCCAGGUACACUUGGCAAAGCUUCAACGUACAAAAUGAGCCCCGUGUACUAAGAACAACAGAAGGGGAACAAAUAACGCUGAAGAACAUCUCAGCGGAUACCUCUGGCUUUUACAUCUGCACUUCAACCAACAUUGUGGGGAAGGAAUUUUGCAACAUGACGGUCAGCGUUGUGCCACCAUCCAUGAACAUAGCUCUUUACGCUGGCAUCGCUGGUGGAGCUCUUGCUGCAGUUUUAGUUAUUGGUAUUUUAGCCUAUUGCUGCUGCUGUCGGGCGGACAAGGACAAGGACUAUGAGAUGACGGAGCAAGAAGAUAGAAAUGAACCCUCCAUGGAUAUGCCUACAAGGAAUCAGAGAGCAGAGGAUGGUUUUGAAGAUGAAUGAAGAAAGAAGCAGGAGUCCAAUGCCAUCUUCAGGAUCUGCUGAGGCA
Molecule: messenger RNA, 1280 nt
Organism: Falco peregrinus (peregrine falcon)
Lineage: Eukaryota; Metazoa; Chordata; Aves; Falconiformes; Falconidae
Gene: GPA33
Product: glycoprotein A33
Exons: 7
Coding region: 344-1234 (296 amino acids)
Cellular component (GO): plasma membrane
Source: RefSeq, a predicted model, not a curated record